Messenger RNA from Rhodotorula graminis WP1, 2449 nucleotides. RefSeq lists its product as uncharacterized. The coding region runs from base 1249 to 2145 and encodes 298 amino acids. Lineage: Eukaryota; Fungi; Basidiomycota; Microbotryomycetes; Sporidiobolales; Sporidiobolaceae. The record is from RefSeq and is a predicted model, not a curated record. The transcript has 2 exons.
UCAACAGCGUCACGCCGACCAGCUCUUCCGGCGCCGACCCCGACCGGCGUCUGGGGCAAGCCCGUCGCCGACGCCGCCUCGUCCGACCCGACCAGCUCGUCGACCCCGGCGUCGUGGGCCGACCAGACCGCCGCCGCGCCCGAGUCGCCCGAGGCGCCCGCCGCUCCUGCGGCAGACGACGCGCCCAAGUCGGACGAGGCCGCCGCCGCUCCUGCCGCCUCGCAGGCCGAGGCGUCCAAGCCGGCGUCGCGCACCAUCGCCCCGGGCUCGACUCGCUCGUGGGCCUCGAUCGCGCGCCCGGUCUCGCCGCCCAAGCCGGCUCCCGCCCCCAUCCCUGCCCCUGCUCCUUCCGCCCCUUCCCCUGCCGCCUCCGCCCCCGCUCCCGCCGCCGUCGAGGCCGCGCCCGAGCCGGCCGCCGCCUCGGAGGACACGUCGGCGCCGGCCGCCGUCGAGGACGCCGCCGCGCCGACCAUCUCGCUCCCGAGCUCGACGUCGGCCGAGACCACCGCGCCCGCCCAGCCGGCGUACGACCCGUGGGGCUCGACCCCGGCCGCCGCGUCGUCGCCUGCGCCCCUUGCUGUCGGCGAGGGCUGGGCCGACUCGAUCGUCGCCGCCAAGCCGUCGACCGAGCACGACGCCGCCUUCAAGCGCGAGGUCGACGCCCACCUCCCGCCCAACGACAUCGCGACCGCCGGCCCGAUCGACGUGACGGCCUCGGCCGCUCCCGCCGCGUCGGCCCAGCAGCCGCAGGCCGCCGCCCCGGCGCAGCAGCAGCCGGCGCAGGACAAGUUCCUCGGUGCCGGCCCGCCGGGCCUCCCGCCUAAGCGCCUCCAGCAGGAGGCCGUCGUCCUUCCCGGCCAGGGUGCCGCGAGCGCCGUCGACCGCGUCGGCCUCCAGUUCGGCUCGCUCGACCUCCUCGACGGCGCCAAGCAGCAGGAGUCGCAGCCCGAGCAGGCCGCCGCCCCUCAGCAGCAGUCGACCGACGCUUCGGCCGCGUACCAGCAGCAGCAGCAGCCGCAGCAGGUCCCCCAGCAGCAGCAGCAGCAGCAGCAGCAGCAGCCGCAGCAGCAGGCCCAGGCCCAGCCUCAGCAGGCCCAGCCGCAGGUCCAGCAGCAGUACCAGCAGUACCAGCAGCAGCCGUUCCAGCAGGAGCAGGCCGUCCAGACGGCCUUCUCGCAGGCGCCGUCGGCCCAGUCGAACCUGUUCCCGGGCCAGGCGUCGUCGGCCUUCUCGCAGCGGUACCCGACCAUGCCGUCGCCGUACCAGCAGUUCCAGCAGCAGCAGCAGCCCGACGACCAGUCGGCGUACGCCGCCUUCAAGCCCGCCGAGGCCGUCACGCCGGCGCAGCAGGCCGUCUCGAGCCCGUACUUCCAGCAGCCGGCGUCGCACUCGCCGGCGCCCGCCGCCCAGCAGCAGCAGCACCAGGUCCAGAGCCCGUACGCCGCCUUCAACUCGAUCCCGCAGCAGCAGGCCCCGGGCCAGGCGUUCGGCGCCCAGCAGACCGACUACUCGUCGCUGUACGGCCAGGACAGCAUGCGCUCGAUGGGCUUCUACGACGCGUACGGCCAGUUCGCCAACCAGGCGCCGUCGCCGCUCCCGAGCCGCCCGGAGGACUCGGCCGCGUCGGCGCAGGCGUCGCAGGCGUCGCCCGCUCCCGGUGCGGCCCAGGCCCAGCAGCAGCAGCAGCAGCAGCUCCCGGCGCAGCACUCGUUCUACGGCGGCAUGCCCUACUACAACCCGUACCAGGCCUAUGGCGCGUACGGGUACCAGGUCCCGCCCAACUACGCCGCGCUCCAGUCGCAGUUCUACGGCAACUACCAGCAGCAGCCUCAGCAGCAGCAGCAGCCCCAGCAGCAGCAGCAGCGCUACCCGGGCGCGCCGCAGCAGCAGCAGGGCGGCCAGCCGCAGCAGCCCGGCCAGCAGGGCCAGCCCGGCGCGGCCGGCUCGCCCGCCGUCCAGGCGCAGCAGCUCCAGCAGGGGCAGCAGGGCCAGGGCCAGCAGGCGUUUGGCGGCGCGGCUCGCUACGGCGCCCAGGCGUACGGCGCGCCCGGCGCCGGCGUCGGCCAGCAGCAGCAGCAGCUGUACGGCUCGUCGUACGGCAAGGACGUGACGCAGGACUCGUCGAGGUUCUUCGGCACGCACUGAGCCCCGUCGUCGUCGGCCUCGCCCCUCCCCUCGUACCUGUUCUCGCCCCCUCUUUUCUCUCCUCCCUUUGCAUCGUCGUCGCGCUCGCAAGCCUCCGGUACCCUCCUCCCUCCCUCCCCAAAAGCCCCACCUCCCUCGUCGCCGUCGUCGUUGUCGUCUCGACGGGAGGAACAUCGUUGUGUGUCCUGCGUCGCUUUCCUCGUCGUCCCUCCCCCCCGUCGGCCGCUCCUCCUUUCAUCCUCCCUCCCUCUCGAGCUAUCAUCCAAAGCCUUCGUCGCUGUAACCCACCGCCUUUCUGAAGCAU